GCAGACCGCAAAACAAAAAUAGCAUUAUGAGGAACAAGUGCAAUGCAUUGACCAAUGAAGACGAGGUUUAGUACAAACCCACACCUCACUGUGUUCUUCCCUUCUUCUGCCUUUGCUUAGCCUUUGUUUACUCACUCACUUCAACUCAAUUAUAAAAACCCAUCAUCGCUCUCACUUUCUUCCCUUUUCUUUUCACCUCUCUUCAACUUCCACAAUCCAUUCCUACCUUCAUCUUCUUCCUUCCCAUACCCUUUGGGAUUUUACAGAGAACAAGUGAUGAUAUCAAGGCGGCAUAACUAAAAAGCCUUUCUUUCGUCUUAUGGCAUGUCUCAGGAGGAAGAAGCACUGCGUGCAACCCCAACAGCGCGUUUUUCUCUCAAUUCCCAAAUUUAUCGCCAGAUAAACCCCACAUCUCUCAUUUCUUUCCCACUCCAUGACAAUCUUUCGCUUCUUCUGCCCCUUCUUUAUACUCUUCUUCACACAAACAGGUUACGUGCAAGCGUUCACCGGGACCUAUGGUAUAAAUUACGGGAGGAUUGCAAAUAAUAUUCCCUCACCUGAUGACGUUGUUACUCUUCUUAGAGCAGCAAAAAUAAGGAACGUUAGAAUCUAUGAUGCUGAUCACAGUGUUCUCCAAGCAUUUAGUGGAACUGGGCUUGAAAUUGUAGUGGGACUUCCAAACGGGCAGCUGCAAAACAUGAGUUCGAGUGCAGACCAUGCUUUGAGCUGGGUAAAAGAAAAUGUACAGACGUUUCUUCCUAACACACGAAUUCGUGGAAUUGCAGUAGGCAACGAGGUUUUGGGUGGGGAUGACUUUUCGCUGUGGGGAGUUCUUUUGGGUGCUGUUAAAAAUAUUUACAAUGCCACUAAGAAGCUUAAUUUGGAUAAACUGGUUCAGAUUUCUACUGCAAACUCAUUUGCAGUUUUUGCGACUUCCUACCCUCCCUCCUCAUGUAAAUUUAAUGAUAAUGUUAGUCAGUAUAUGAAGCCUCUAUUGGAGUUUUUCCAACAGAUUGGCUCUCCUUUCUGUUUGAACGCUUACCCUUUCUUAGCCUACGCAAGUGACCCUGAACAUAUUGAUAUAAAUUAUGCACUUUUUGAACCUACAGAGGGAAUUUAUGAUCCCACAUAUCGUCUGCAUUAUGAUAACAUGCUCGAUGCUCAGAUUGAUGCAGCAUAUGCAGCUUUGGAGAAUGCUGGAUUUCACAAAAUGGAAGUUAUAGUUACUGAGACUGGCUGGGCCUCAAACGGAGAUCAAAGUGAAGCUGGAGCAAAUGUAACUAAUGCAAGGACAUACAAUUAUAAUCUGCGGAAAAGGCUUGCGAAGAGGAAAGGAACCCCACACAGGCCUAAAAAUAUUGUGAAGGCAUACAUUUUUGCAUUGUUCAAUGAGAAUGAGAAGGGGGGGCAUUUAUCUGAGAGGAACUAUGGACUGUUCAAGGCUGAUGGGAGUAUAUCAUAUAACAUUGGUUAUCAUGGACUCAGUGCUGGACAUUCGUCUCUUUUGUCUCUUAAGAGUAUCUGUAAUGAAGGUUUGUCCUGGUCCUACACGAUGGUAUUCUGUUUAUCUUCUUUGAUAUUGCUGAUUUGCUGGAGUUAGAGAUCUUAUGUUACCAACCUGCUCAGCAUACCAGUUCCUGCCAAUGAAAUGGGUUUGACUUUGCUCUAUUUCAUGCCUCACCAUAGAUCCAAAUUAUACCAUUGAUUGUCAUAUUUCAUAAAGCGAUAUCUAGAAAUUCUGAUGUUCCCCCAUAUUCAGCAAAUCUGUAAUUAUUUCACUUGAGAAAGCAUUUCCUUCCUUUGAUGAGAACUAGAUUUUUCACUUUUUACUAAUAUAUUUUAAAUUUUGGA
Molecule: messenger RNA, 1851 nt
Organism: Vigna umbellata (rice bean)
Lineage: Eukaryota; Viridiplantae; Streptophyta; Magnoliopsida; Fabales; Fabaceae
Product: glucan endo-1,3-beta-glucosidase 14-like
Biological process (GO): carbohydrate metabolic process
Molecular function (GO): hydrolase activity, hydrolyzing O-glycosyl compounds
Source: RefSeq, a predicted model, not a curated record